Tripterygium wilfordii is the source of this 3794-nucleotide messenger RNA. Its product is annotated as isoleucine--tRNA ligase, chloroplastic/mitochondrial. Lineage: Eukaryota; Viridiplantae; Streptophyta; Magnoliopsida; Celastrales; Celastraceae. Gene Ontology annotation, molecular function: tRNA binding; ATP binding; aminoacyl-tRNA deacylase activity. The record is from RefSeq and is a predicted model, not a curated record. Gene Ontology annotation, cellular component: cytosol. Gene Ontology annotation, biological process: isoleucyl-tRNA aminoacylation. The transcript is spliced from 22 exons. The coding region runs from base 126 to 3407 and encodes 1093 amino acids.
GAAUGGCCUCCGGAUGACUUUAGUGAAAACCCUUGUAAGUUAAAAGAAACAACGCAGAGGCUGUGUGGCUUUGCUUCGUUUAUCCGCCAAACAGCCUUUGUUCUGUUCUCAAAACAAAUGAAAGCAUGUCUUUCUUCAAAACCUUGGCCACCAAUCCAACCGUGUUCGGCUCCAGAGAGGUCACCAUGGCCGUCAUGCAACCUUCCUCCUAUAGGGUUUUGUCACGAAGAACAUGUCCAUCUUUUAGGAAUUCUACUUCUCUGAGAUUAAUUUAUUUCGGUGGCAGCUCUUCUGCCUUCUCUAUUUUAAAUUUUACACACUAUUCCACAUAUCCCAGUGACGAAUCUUUCCCGUCUUCUAAACGACGGUCUCGAGGACCUGUUAUGGCGGCAAAGAAAGCUGCAGAAGGCGAAAAGGAAGGAGGAGGAAAGUACAAGCACACAGUUAAUUUGCCGAAGACGACAUUUGGUAUGAGGGCAAAUGCUUCGGUUAGGGAGCCUGAAAUUCAGAAAAUAUGGGAUGAAAGCCAGGUGUUCAAGAGAAUUGCUGAUAGAAAUGAUGGGGGGAAUUUUGUUCUCCACGACGGCCCUCCCUAUGCCAAUGGUGAUCUACAUAUGGGUCAUGCUCUUAAUAAGAUAUUGAAGGAUAUAAUUAACCGUUACAAGCUACUGCAAAACUAUAAAGUUUGUUAUGUGCCUGGUUGGGAUUGUCAUGGCCUGCCUAUUGAGUUGAAAGUUUUGCAGUCACUGGAUGAAAAUGCCAGAAAGGAUCUCACACCAUUGAAGUUGAGAAAAAAGGCAGCCCAAUUUGCCAAACAAACUGUGAAAACUCAGAUGGCUUCAUUUAAGCGUUAUGGAAUAUGGGCAGAGUGGGAUAAUCCUUACCUAACUCUAGACCCAGAAUACGAAGCAGCCCAGAUUGAAGUGUUUGGCCAGAUGGCUUUUCAAGGAUACAUCUUUAGAGGUAGGAAACCGGUUCACUGGAGUCCGUCAUCCCGCACUGCUCUGGCAGAAGCUGAAUUGGAGUAUCCUGAGGGGCAUGUUUCAAGAAGCAUAUAUGCCAUUUUCAGAUUAGUGAGUGCACCUCCAACUUCAGGAAACGUAUUGAAGGAAUUCUUUCCAGAUUUGUGCUUGGCCAUAUGGACCACAACUCCCUGGACUGUUCCUGCAAAUGCUGCUGUUGCAGUGAAUGCCAAGCUUCCAUAUGCUGUAGUUGAAGUGCAUUCGUCCAUGGAAGCUGAUUCUAUAUCUGCUGGAAAUAAUAAACGAAGAUUUGGAAAGGUAUUGAAUGAAGUGAAGAAGCCUUUUCUUAUUGUAGCAGCUGAUCUUGUACCAACAUUAGAAGCAAAAUGGGGUGUAAAGCUUGUUGUCAAGACAAUACUGUCAGGUUCAGAUCUUGAAAACUGCAGGUAUGUUCAUCCCAUAGAUGGCAAGGAAUGCCCAGUUGUCAUCGGAGGAGAUUAUAUCACCACAGAAUCCGGAACUGGAUUGGUGCAUACAGCUCCAGGUCAUGGCCAGGAGGAUUAUGUGACUGGCCUUAAAUAUGGGCUGCCUAUACUUUCCCCAGUUGAUGAUGACGGAAAGUUUACCGAAGAAGCUGGACAAUUUAGUGGACUUGACGUGCUUGGGGAUGGUAAUAUAGCUGUUGCAAAAUACUUGGACGAGAAUUUGGCCAUUAUCAUGGAAGAAUCAUAUUCGCACAAGUAUCCAUAUGAUUGGCGAACAAAGAAGCCAACCAUAUUUAGGGCAACUGAGCAAUGGUUUGCAUCAGUGGAAGGAUUUCGCCAGGCUGCUAUUGAUGCAAUUGGCCAUGUAAAAUGGAUUCCGCCUCAGGCAGAGAACAGAAUUUAUGCAAUGACUUCUAGCCGCUCUGACUGGUGCAUAUCGAGACAAAGGACAUGGGGUGUCCCUAUUCCAGUGUUUUAUCAUGUGAAGUCCAGGGAGCCUCUCAUGAACAAGGAGACUAUUGAUCAUAUCAAGGCUAUAAUAGCCCAGAAGGGUAGUGAUGCAUGGUGGUACAUGGCAUUGGAGGACCUUCUGCCUGAAAAGUAUCGUGACAUAGCAUCAGAGUACGAAAAGGGAAUGGACACAAUGGAUGUCUGGUUUGACUCUGGCUCUUCAUGGGCUGCUGUGUUGGGGAAAAGAAACGGCCUUAGUUAUCCAGCAGACUUGUAUCUUGAAGGUACAGAUCAGCACCGUGGGUGGUUCCAAAGCUCCUUGCUAACAAGUAUUGCUACAAAUGGAAAGGCUCCAUAUUCCAGUGUUGUAACACAUGGAUUUGUAUUGGAUGAAAAGGGUUCUAAGAUGAGUAAAUCUUUGGGCAAUGUUGUCGAUCCACGUACUGUGAUUGAAGGGGUGGGAAACUCAAAGGAAGAACCUGGGUAUGGAGCUGAUGUCCUCCGACUUUGGGUUUCUAGUGUAGACUACACGGGCGAUGUUAUGAUCGGUCCUCAAGUCCUUCGACAAAUGUCUGACAUGUAUAGGAAGCUUCGAGGAACUUUGAGAUAUCUUCUAGGAAAUCUGCAUGAUUGGAAAGUUGACUAUGCUGUUCCGUUUAACAAUCUUCCUGCCAUUGAUCAGCAUGCCCUGUUUCAGCUUGAAAAUGUUGUAAGGAACAUUAGAGAGAGUUAUGAAAACUAUCAGUUUUUCAAAAUAUUCCAGAUCAUACAACGUUUUGUUAUUGUUGAUCUAUCAAAUUUCUAUAUUGAUGUUGCCAAAGAUCGACUUUAUGUUGGGGGCAUGACGAGCUUUACAAGGAGAAGUUGUCAAACAGUUCUUGUUGAACAUCUUGUUUCCAUCACAAGGGUAAUGGCACCUAUACUACCCCAUUUGGCUGAGGAUGUAUGGCAAAACCUUCCCUUUGAGUAUACUGAUGAAGAUGGUUUGACUGCCAAGUUUGUUUUUGAAUCCAAGUGGCCCGUCUUGAAUGAAGAACGGCUUGCUUUUCCUCUUGAAGAAGUUGAAUUCUGGGGAAAAAUUCUUGAGUUGAGAACUGAGGUUAACAAAGUUCUGGAGAUUGCUCGUAUUGGGAAGUCAAUUGGUUCCAGUUUAGAGGCAAAAGUCUAUCUACGUACCUCUGACACCAGCAUGGCUUCUAGGUUAUGUAAAAUGGGUGCUGCAGACAAUGAUGCCGAUAGAUUGCACAACAUAUUCAUCACAUCUCAGGUGGAGGUACUUCCACAUGGAGAGAAUGAGAUAAUUCAAAAUGUUCUACACUCUGGGGAGUUUCUAAUUCAAGGGAAGCACAAAGUUUGGAUUGGUGUAUCCCAUGCAGAGGGCUUGAAAUGUGAAAGAUGUUGGCAGUACUCAACUAAAGUUGGUUCUUUCUCAGAGCACCCCACAUUAUGUGGACGCUGCUAUGAUGUCGUUGCUGCUCAACCAGCUCCGGUUGUAGCAGCAGUCAGUUGAGACGCGCACAACUGCAAGGAUUGCCCAAGCCAGGCGGAGUCAGUUUCUUGACUUUGUGGUGCAACAACUUUACUGGUUUAUUGCUCAUCAGGCCUAUUUUUGGAGACAGACGGUAUAUUCUUCUAGCAAGAUUACCAAAUUGCCAUGCCAAUAAAUAUUUUCUAAUAAAUUCUUCUGUCUAUUAUUUUUGCAAAAUUAAUUGUGAAAUUGAUUAAUAUUAUUUAGGGGCUUUGUUUUUUUUGAAAUAGAGUGGAGGGAUUCGAAUCACCAUUCUUAUUGCUUCAAUUAGUGGCUCAAGUAUAAUAUUAAGGAGGGGCUUUGGAAGUUUUAAGACCACAGUUGCAUUUGAAAGUUUUGUAUUGUAUAAGACCUUCGCAGGGUUUCCCA